GCAUUGUGUAUGUUUCGCACAGGCAUUUGCUGCUCGCCCUGCAUAUCCACCACCAACAACCAACCAAAGGCAACAACGAAGAUGGACUACGACGAGGACAUCCCCGACGAGGAAAAGGUGCAAAUCGCCAAGGACUUCCUGGCAAACGCACCGCCCGGCGAGUUCAACGAAGUCUUCAACGAUGUUCGCGUGCUUCUCGACAACGACGCGCUCCUCAAGCAAGCCGGCGAGGAGGCGUUCAGCACGUACAACGAGGACCAGUUUAUGAUCGCCAAGGUUGACGAGGACAAUGUUCUGGUGACGACGGCUGGUCGCACUGCCGAUGGUCGCUACAAGCACCCUUCCAAGUCAAAGGUCUUUUCCUUCGACCACCUCCGUCGCACCGUCGACGAGAUUGCGGAUGGUGAGGCGCCUGGUCAGGCGAGCCUUCGCGAUGAGGUUGAAGCCGCCGCACACGACUACGCCAAGGAAGAACACAGGAGAGCGUGCGUUGCUCGAUGA
Salpingoeca rosetta is the source of this 501-nucleotide messenger RNA. RefSeq lists its product as uncharacterized. Bases 10 to 501 code for a protein of 163 amino acids. The transcript is spliced from 5 exons. The record is from RefSeq and is a predicted model, not a curated record. Gene Ontology annotation, molecular function: actin filament binding. Lineage: Eukaryota; Choanoflagellata; Craspedida; Salpingoecidae. Gene Ontology annotation, biological process: barbed-end actin filament capping; actin cytoskeleton organization. Gene Ontology annotation, cellular component: actin cortical patch; F-actin capping protein complex.